AUGGCGUCACAAGGGCCAAUACCUCUCACUCCUCGCGAGGCAUUGUCCGGAAUACUCGGUUCAGUGUCCAUGACCUGCUGGAUUUUCCUUCUUGUACCCCAGCUCAUCGAAAACUACCGCAACGGCAACUCAGAUGCAAUCUCCCUAGUUUUUGUCAUCAUCUGGUUCGUCGGCGACAUAGCGAAUCUACUAGGCGGCGUGCUAUCAGGCCUCGUGCCCGUAAUCGUUGCUAUAGCUAUAUACUUCUGCAUCGCAGACGGCGUCCUCAUCUCCCAAUGCUUAUACUACAAACUGCGCAAUGUGCGCCACGAAGCCCAUCGUCGCACGCGCUCUUUGAGCGGGACGCCCGAUCCAACUACGCCGCUGCUCGGUCGGCGGUUCAGCGACACUGUUGCGCCGCGCACGCGACGUAGGUCGUCUGGAUCUUUGCGCGGGUAUCAGAAUCCGGGCCCACGCGAUGGCUCGGCUGAGGAUCCAUUGGCGAAGAUCCUUGAGGAGAGCGAGUUUGGUCGCAAGGCUUGGGUUAAAAACUUUGCCAGUGUGCUUGGGGUCUUUGUUAUUGGCCUUGUUGGCUGGACUAUGGCCUGGCGGACGGGUAUGUGGGAGCCUGCUCCUUUGGAUAGUCCUACUGCCCCUGAUCAGGCCGCUAGUGGCCAGGUUCUGGGCUACUUUAGUGCCGUUUGUUAUCUGGGGGCAAGAUUGCCUCAGAUCUACAAGAAUUACACGGACAAGUCUUGUGAAGGCUUGUCUCUUCUUUUCUUCAUCCUCUCCCUCAUGGGUAACUUGACAUAUGGCGCCGGGAUCUUGGCUCACUCAACAGAACGAGCUUAUUUCGUUACUAACCUCCCCUGGCUGAUCGGGUCAUUGGGAACAAUCGCCGAGGAUGUCAUCAUCUUCGCACAGUUCCGUCUAUACACAGUUCCAGGAGCUGUGAUUGUAUAA
Penicillium taxi is the source of this 942-nucleotide messenger RNA. Its product is annotated as PQ-loop repeat-containing protein. Lineage: Eukaryota; Fungi; Ascomycota; Eurotiomycetes; Eurotiales; Aspergillaceae. Gene Ontology annotation, biological process: basic amino acid transmembrane export from vacuole. Gene Ontology annotation, cellular component: fungal-type vacuole membrane. The transcript has 4 exons. The record is from RefSeq and is a predicted model, not a curated record. The coding region runs from base 1 to 942 and encodes 313 amino acids.